GGGUGCCCCAAACAGUAAAAUUAUUUUAGGUGAUGUGUGAUGGCAUAGGCAUUAUCCAUGGAUAGGACACCAUAAAUCAUAGUCCCUCUCUAUUCUAAUCUUAUUCAUCUCUCCUAUUUAAUCACUACUCUCAACUUUCCAUACUUCAUCAAGGUCACAACCAUCUACCACUGCGCCCUUUAUGUUUUUGGCUCUUCAACUUCUUCACUCCCACUCUUCUUCAUUUAACAUGGCCAACAACACACAGAUCCUCAACCUAAUCUCCAUGGCCUUACUCCUCCUUUUUGUUAGCAACAGUGAAGGGUACUCAGCAGCUGAAGAAGAAGCUGACAGAAUCUCAGCACUUCCAGGCCAACCCAAGGUCUCUUUUCCACAAUUCUCUGGCUAUGUUACUGUUAACGAAGUAGCUGGUCGAGCCCUCUUUUACUGGCUCACUGAGUCUCCCAAUUCCCCUUCCUCUAAGCCUCUUGUCAUCUGGCUCAAUGGAGGUCCUGGUUGCUCCUCAGUGGCAUAUGGUGCAUCAGAAGAGAUUGGGCCAUUCAGAAUUAACAAGUCAGCCUCAGGGUUGUAUCUCAACAAGUUCUCUUGGAACAAUGUGGCUAACCUCUUGUUCUUGGAGACUCCUGCUGGUGUAGGCUUCUCUUACACCAAUCGCAGUUCCGAUUUGUUGGAUACCGGCGACCGUCGAACUGCUAUGGACUCUUUGGAAUUCUUGAUCAGAUGGCUCGACCGGUUCCCACGAUAUAAGAAUCGUGAGGUAUACAUCACCGGAGAGAGCUAUGCCGGCCAUUAUGUGCCUCAGUUGGCUAGACAGAUCAUGGUUUACAACAAGAAAUCCAAGCAUCCAAUAAAUCUAAAAGGAAUAAUGGUGGGAAAUGCAGUGACAGACAACUAUUAUGAUAACCUUGGGACAGUGACAUACUGGUGGAGCCAUGCCAUGAUUUCUGAUAAAACGUAUCAGCAACUCAUCAACACAUGCGAUUUCCGACGGCAGAAAGAGUCCAACGAGUGCGAAUCGUUGUAUUCUUAUGCCAUGGAUCAAGAAUUUGGAAACAUUGAUCAGUACAACAUAUAUGCUCCCCCUUGCAAUAACUCAGAUGGCAACCGUUUUACCAGGCAUAGUAUGCGAUUGCCUCAUCGACCACAUUCGAUUUUCAGGCAGUUAUCAGGCUAUGAUCCAUGCACUGAAAAGUAUGCUGAGAUUUACUACAAUAGGCCAGAUGUGCAGAAGGCACUUCAUGCCAACACAACCGGAAUCCGAUAUAAAUGGACCGCUUGCAGUGAAGUUCUUAAUCGUAAUUGGAACGAUACAGAUGGAUCCGUUCUACCGAUUUACAAAGAAAUUAUCGCCGGUGGCUUGAGAGUUUGGGUUUUCAGUGGUGAUGUAGACUCAGUGGUUCCAGUGACAGCAACAAGGUACUCACUUGCACAACUGAAAUUGAGUACCAAAAUUCCCUGGUAUCCUUGGUAUGUUAAGAAACAGGUCGGGGGAUGGACUGAGGUGUAUGAAGGGCUAACAUUUGCAACAGUGAGAGGGGCAGGACAUGAAGUACCAUUGUUCAAGCCAAGAGCAGCUCUUCAGCUUUUCAAAUCAUUUUUGAGUGGGGAACCCCUUCCUAAAGCAUGACAACCAAAAACUUGAUGUUUCCCACAACUUAGUUACCUAGUUCUGCAUUGUAAUUCUUGCUUUUUUAAGACAAAAAUGUCAUUUUAACCAUUGAAAAAAUCAAUGAAAAAAAGAAGCUUGAUUGUUUAA
Gossypium raimondii (Peruvian cotton) is the source of this 1756-nucleotide messenger RNA. RefSeq names its product serine carboxypeptidase-like 25. NCBI's taxonomy places the organism in Eukaryota, Viridiplantae, Streptophyta, Magnoliopsida, Malvales, Malvaceae. The record is from RefSeq and is a predicted model, not a curated record. Gene Ontology annotation, biological process: proteolysis. Gene Ontology annotation, molecular function: serine-type carboxypeptidase activity. The transcript is spliced from 8 exons. Gene Ontology annotation, cellular component: vacuole. The coding region runs from base 182 to 1627 and encodes 481 amino acids.